Molecule: messenger RNA, 435 nt
Organism: Microdochium trichocladiopsis
Lineage: Eukaryota; Fungi; Ascomycota; Sordariomycetes; Xylariales; Microdochiaceae
Product: tRNA-splicing endonuclease subunit Sen15
Exons: 1
Coding region: 1-435 (144 amino acids)
Biological process (GO): tRNA-type intron splice site recognition and cleavage; tRNA splicing, via endonucleolytic cleavage and ligation
Cellular component (GO): tRNA-intron endonuclease complex
Molecular function (GO): nucleic acid binding
Source: RefSeq, a predicted model, not a curated record
AUGAGCGAGGGCGACCAAGCCGGGCAUCUUGCCCAGUUCGUCCUGAACAACCUGCAGUAUCAGCAAGACUGGAAGGACCUCAAGAUACACACUCAUUCGACCAGCGACGGCUCACGCCUCCCGCAACCGCUGAUCUCUGGACUGCCGCCGCGCCGCCUGUACCUGCACCCUGAUGACCAGAUCGCACUGCUCAAGACACACAACAAGGCCGACGAGCCUUUACCAGACGUGCCUGAGGUUGAGUGGGUUCUGGCAACGCACAUCACCGACAAGUGGACACUGAGGUCAUUCGCCAACGUGUUUGAUGCCAUGCCAGCCUCCGAGAAGCAUUCCGAAAGCCGCCCCAAGAGACUCCUGCUGUGCAUAGUACACGACGACUCAACUAUUGUCUUCUAUCUUAUGCACGAUGGUAUCGUGAAGCCACGGCAAAACUAA